CAGCGUUUGUUAUCGAACCACCAAAACACCUCGUCAUCCCCUUCUACACCUUUUCACCUCUUAGCUUUCCCUCUCUCUUAACAUUCUUUAACCAUGUGCGGCAUUUUCGGCUACAUUAACUACCUCGUCGAGAGGGACCGCAAGUACAUUCUUGACACUCUUCUCAACGGACUCUCCCGCCUUGAAUAUCGAGGCUACGACUCUGCGGGUCUCGCCAUAGAUGGUGAUAAGAAGAAUGAAGUCUGUGCUUUCAAGGAAGUGGGAAAAGUUGCUAAGCUUAGGGAGCUCAUUGAUGAGUGCAAGCCCGACUUGACCAAGUCUUUUGAAUCUCAUGCUGGUAUUUCUCACACGCGUUGGGCCACUCAUGGGACACCUUCCCGCUUGAACUGCCACCCACACAGGUCCGAUCUAAACUGGGAAUUUUCAGUUGUUCACAAUGGUAUCAUUACUAAUUACAAAGAACUAAAGGCUCUGUUGGAGAGCAAAGGGUUCCGCUUCGAGACGGACACAGACACCGAAUGUAUUGCAAAGCUCACGAAAUAUCUUUAUGAUCAACAGCCCGAUAUCGAAUUUACAGUCUUGGCUAAGGCUGUUGUGAAGGAGCUUGAGGGCGCCUUUGGGCUUCUCAUCAAAUCCGUACAUUAUCCCCACGAGGUCAUUGCGGCUCGCAAAGGGUCCCCGCUUGUCAUUGGCGUGAGAACGUCGAAGAAAAUGAAAGUGGAUUUCGUGGACGUUGAAUACUCAGAAGAUGGAGCUCUUCCUGCAGAGCAGGCUUCCCAGAACGUAGCCAUCAAGAAGUCUGCGACUGGCCUCCUCGCCCCACCUGACAAAUCCCUUUUGCAUAGGUCACAGUCUCGUGCUUUCCUUUCCGAUGACGGCGUCCCCCAGCCUGCUGAAUUUUUCUUGUCUUCUGAUCCAUCUGCAAUUGUUGAGCAUACGAAGAAGGUUCUCUAUCUUGAAGACGAUGAUAUCGCUCAUGUGCAUGAAGGGCAAUUGAACAUUCAUCGCCUCACCAAAGAUGAUGGUACUUCUAACGUUCGCGCUAUUCAGACGAUUGAACUCGAACUGCAGGAGAUUAUGAAGGGCAAGUUCGACCACUUCAUGCAAAAGGAAAUCUUUGAACAACCCGAGUCUGUGAUCAAUACCAUGAGAGGACGAUUGGAUGUUGCAAACAAGCAAGUUACACUUGGUGGCCUGCGGCAGUACAUUUCCACUAUCCGCCGCUGCAGAAGAAUCAUCUUUGUUGCCUGUGGAACUAGCUACCAUUCAUGCAUGGCUGUGCGUGGAGUCUUCGAAGAGCUCACUGAGAUUCCUAUUUCUGUUGAACUUGCUUCCGACUUCCUAGAUAGGCAGGCACCGGUAUUCCGGGAUGACACGUGUGUUUUCGUUUCUCAGUCUGGCGAGACCGCCGACUCUCUCAUGGCCUUGCGCUACUGUCUCGAACGCGGAGCAUUGACAGUUGGUAUUGUUAAUGUUGUAGGGUCCUCCAUCUCACUACUCACUCACUGCGGUGUGCACAUCAACGCUGGACCUGAAAUUGGUGUAGCUUCCACCAAGGCCUACACGUCCCAGUUUGUUGCUAUGGUCAUGUUCGCUUUGUCUCUUAGUGAAGAUAGGGCCUCUAAGCAGAAGAGGCGUGAGGAGAUUAUGGAGGGCCUUUCUAAGGUCUCUGAGCAAUUCAAAGAGAUAUUGAAACUCAACGAACCCAUUAAACAGCUUUGUGCAAACUUCAAGAAUCAGAAGAGUUUGCUUCUGCUGGGCAGGGGUGGUCAAUUCCCUACUGCUCUUGAAGGUGCACUUAAAAUCAAGGAGAUCUCGUAUCUCCAUUGCGAGGCUGUUAUGUCCGGCGAGUUGAAACAUGGUGUUCUUGCCCUUGUCGAUGAGAACUUGCCCAUCAUCAUGAUUCUCACGAGGGAUAACUUGUUCACCAAGUCGUUGAAUGCUUAUCAACAAGUUAUUGCUAGAGGUGGACGCCCUAUCGUGAUUUGCAAUUCCGGCGACCCGGAAUUCUCUUCGGCUCAAACCGUGAAGAUCGAAGUUCCGAAGACUGUCGAUUGCCUGCAGGGUCUCCUGAAUGUCAUCCCCUUGCAGCUGAUCGCUUACUGGUUGGCUGUGUCUGAGGGUCUUAAUGUCGAUUUCCCUCGCAACCUUGCGAAGUCAGUCACUGUUGAGUAAAUUUUCGCUAUUGACACAGCGAAGUUUGGCCUAUGGAAUUUGCAGAGUCCUAUGGAGCAUCCUUGCUACCUUUCGGAUGAGUUUACCUC
Messenger RNA from Aspergillus pseudonomiae, 2264 nucleotides. RefSeq names its product glutamine--fructose-6-phosphate transaminase (isomerizing) GFA1 (gene gfa1). Gene Ontology annotation, biological process: fructose 6-phosphate metabolic process; UDP-N-acetylglucosamine metabolic process; protein N-linked glycosylation. The record is from RefSeq and is a predicted model, not a curated record. Gene Ontology annotation, molecular function: carbohydrate derivative binding; L-glutamine:D-fructose-6-phosphate transaminase (isomerizing) activity. Bases 94 to 2175 code for a protein of 693 amino acids. The transcript is spliced from 6 exons. NCBI's taxonomy places the organism in Eukaryota, Fungi, Ascomycota, Eurotiomycetes, Eurotiales, Aspergillaceae.